AUGUCGACCACCACCACCGCCACCACCACCACUUCUGCAAUAAGCGACGCCGAUAUCGUGCGUUUAGCCCAGCACCACGCCCAAAGCAGCUCACCCCUCCCCUCCUACCUGCUAUCCCCUGAGUCGCACCCCACCCUCCUCUCCUUCCUCCGCUCUCGCGCCUCUUCCUCCUCUCCUUCGCUCGCCGUCUCCGAGUACACUCUCUCACUCCUCUCCCUCAUCUCGCUCUCCCCCAAUAUUCCAUCACUCUCCUCCCUCCUCUCCUCUCUCCUCUCCUCCUACACCCACCUCUUCACCUCCCUUCUCAUCCCCCACGAUCCUAAUUCGCUCAGGACCCUCCAAUUCUUCUCCUCACUCCUCCACCACGUCGAUCCCACCUCUUGCGCCCACGUAAUUGACUCGAUUCUGUCAUAUUUGCCUCAAAUCAUUGAUUCUGAUGAUACCCAGAUCCUCGAUCUCCUUCCGAGGUGUCUAGAUUUAGUUCGUGGCUCAGAGGAGGAGACAGUGCGAGGUGGGGAUUACGUUCACCAGAUGUUUGAUCGAAUGCUUGACUGUAAUUGGUCGAAGGGGUUGUUGAUGAAGAUGGUCUCGCUCGUGAGGGAGUUUUCGUUUAUUGAUAAGGUGAGGAGGAGAGAGUUCUUGGACAAAGCGUUUGUGGGAAUGAAGCGCAUGGACUUGCAGGACCUGCCUUCACUUGUGUACCAGUUGUUGGUGUUGGCGUCCAAGGGGUUUAGCAAGAGGGAGGUGAUAAAAGGGAUUGUGGAGUUUUUUGGGUCGACAGUGGGGUCAAAGGUGAGCUCGAUAAUUAGGCAAGUGGAAGGGACCGUGUUGCUCCAUCUGAAUUUUGCGGUGAAGCAGGACCCGUCUUUGGGGCAGGAGGUAAUGGGGCUUUUGAAGUCAGAUUUCCGUGCCUUUAAUCAUUUCACGGUUGCUGUAUUGUUGUCGGUUGCGAGGGUUCGGAGGUUUGGUGAGAGUUCAAUGGGGAUUUUGAAGACUGUUGUGCUUACAGCCUAUCGAGAUUACAAGUUUGCCAAAGACUGUAAAUGGCUGUCAGAUGCUUUGAAGGAAGAAUAUCUGGAGAAUGUCGAAUUAGUAGAGAAGGCUGUGUUAAGAGCUGUCAAUGAAAGCAGCUAUGGAAGAGAGCAUAUUGUGCCUAGCAUUCUGAAGUUUGGUUUUGUGUUGCUUGAGUCAGUGGAAGAGGAAAGCAGUAAACAGCUGUGGAGUUCUAAUGGUCUGCUGGGCAUUGAGGACCUUGGUGUUCAGAUGCUGAAAACUUUAUUUGAGGUCCAUGAUAUGGCAAGAAAUGAGGUUAUUGAGCAAUGCAAAUUUCACAUACUCUCUUUGAAGCCUGAGCAGAGCAUGCCACUCAUAAGACUGCUUGGUGAUCUGAUUCGGACUUAUCUUUACCCCAUGUUGGAACAUGUUUCCCACCUGAAGGAAUUGUUGGAUUAUUUCACUUUCAUGCAUGGCAAAGUUGCUGCUUCUCUUGUUAAUACUCUAUUGCCUCUCGUCAAAUUCAGCCGCGAUCUUCAGGAUUACACUAUUUUGGUCAUGCGUAAGGCCAUGUUUAGGAGAGAAGAAACAGUUCGUAUUGCGGCAACUACGGGUGUUAUUGAUCUUAUUUUGGCAGAAAAGCAGUCUAAGAGAGAUGGCUCAUUUUCUUUUCAAGAGUCAUCUAGCCAAGCCAGCUGUAGCCAGCAAGCUGAGAUACCCUGUGGCUUGGUGCAAGGUCUCUUUGAAGAGCUGAGUGGUUUGCUGCAGAGAUGUCUUUAUCAGCAGGCAAAGGUCAAAGAAGUAAUGUAUCAUGGCCUUGUAAAGCUUGUUUUGAUGGAACCAUCGAGUGCAGGUGCUGUCUUUGAUUUUCUGCUGCCUCACUUCCUUUGUUUUUUCAGGGGGGAUGCAGAAGUUCAACUUGAAAUUACAAGUUGCGUUAAAGCAGAGAGUGGCAAAGUCUUAAUUGAAGAGCCUUUAGAUUGUCUCCUUUCUUGUGUCUCUUGGAUUCUACUUCUUCAGCCACAUGGCAAAACUGAUCGAGUUUCUGAUUCUUCAUGGGCAUGUUUGGGUUUCUCCCUUUCACAAGAGAAUGAGGUAGGAAGGAAUUUGUCUGGUGAGUCAUUCUCCAGUGCUUUCUUGAAGAUCCGGAAGUUUCUUAGAAAUCAAAACUUAGAAGGCAUUGUUGGUCAAGCUCUGGAUGCUGGCUCUGAACCUCUUGGAGAAGAGAAAAGGAAAUGCUUUUCUUCAAUAUUAUCAGGAAUAAUCGAAGUGGUGUUGAAUACCAUUGGUACUGAGUUGGAAAAAGGAACAGAAAUAAAGAAGGCGGAUCUUGAAAAGGAGAUCAUCGAGUUGGCUGACCUUCAUGAUUCAUUGGAUAAGGAUACAUGUAUAUCAAGACAGAGUACUGGCGUCAGAAGAGGGAAUUUACGAACCACUCCUCAUGAUACACCCAAUGUUAUGGAUUCAGGCCACCCAAAAUUGACUCAUGGACAAAUUCCAUAUUUGGCAUCUUCAAGUAUGUACUAUCUAUUGCAAACAACACUAAAACUAUGCAGUAUUGACUGUUCUAAGAGUGUUGGGGCUUCUCAGAAUCAUAGCCAGUCAUCCUUGGGCAACUCAUCAAAAUACUGCCCUAAGGUUAUAUCUUUGGUCUUGAAUGCCUGCCUUCGUCAUUUAAAGUCUUUUCCCGUUAUGAGAAAAGAUGAUCCAUUGAAGACUUUGAUCUAUGGGAACAUCAAAAUGCUUGGGCCCCAGUUGCUGAAAUUGAUUUUUUUGCUUAAGUCUGUGCCGAAGUUUGUGACAGAUCAAAAGAAAAAAGAAGCUAAGGGGAAAAAAGAUGUUGAGGAUCGGAGGGAGCAUCUCCAUCUAGCCUUAAUCUGCCUGAAGGAACUGAUAGUGGUUAGCUCAUGGAGCGCAAACCUGACUGGUUUGCUUGAAGACAUGGCGUCUGUUUACACUCUGGAGUGUCCUGUUUCAGAUGAUGAAUGUGAAGCAGCUGCUAGGAUUGAUGAUCAACAUAUAAGAAGCAAAGAAUUGUUUAUAACGAAAACCUUGAAACCAUUGUUCUCUGAGCUUCUUGCCCUCUCAUUUUUUGCUGAAGUUGAGAUUAUCUGUGAAAUGAUAUUGAUGGUUGGGGACAAACUGCCGUGCAAGUGGAGGAACAUUCAUGGAGCUUGGGCUGUUCGUGUCUGCAAAAGCAAUGGCAUAACGAACUCCAAAGUUGUGAAAAGCAUUGUUAUGCUUGCUAUCUCUUUAAGCUCGCCUCCGAACAAUUUGAUAUUAGCUCAAGAAAUGGCUGUGGAGCUGUUAAAAGUCACUGGAUCGGAGAUGGUUGACCCCAUAGAGAAGUCUGAAUCAUACCCCCUCAUAAACCAUUCAACAAGUGCUGCAAUAAGUUCUUGUAUACUGCAGUUGAUUGAAGCAAUGCUUGUUGAUAUGGAUUGGGCGACAAAAAAACUGAAGAAUUUGUCUUGGGUCAAUCAAACAAGCGCUCAUCUUAAUGAAAAUGGGGAAAAUUCUCCUGGAUUAGCAUUUGAGGAAAAUCUAUACUCAAUGGCUGAAGAGGUGAUGAAAGUAUUAUCAUUCUUUGUUCUGAUGACCAUCAAGGACACUCAAGCAGAGCACUUGCUCAAAUUGGCUGCAAGGUUUUACAAGCAUUUGGCUCAGAUGUCAAAGCUGAGAAUUGCUCCUAAAGGUUGGAAGCAGCUUUUCCCUAGCCUCAAAUUUCAGAAGCUUGUGGAACUAACUUGCAAGCAGCUCACGGUUCCUGUGUAUAACUUUGUGAUGCUGGUGCAAAAGAGACAACAAGAAAAUGCUAAUAGUAGUAAAGUGGUCAUCAAAAAAAUUAAGAGGGAGAACAGAUGCAUCCCUGAUCUGAUCUUUCAGAUAGAAGAUUGCGAGAAGUAUCUCAUCCAGCUUAGCAAGGCGAGCAAAGUGAAUCUAUUGAGGCAUGCAAAACGCAGCACUUCUCGGGAUUUCAAAAUUUUAGACCCCAAGAACAUGGCCGGGGAAGAAGAAGAAGAUGCUCCAAACCAUGGUGAUCCCACUGCAGUUGAAAAUGAGGAUUCUGAAGACAAUGAAGGAAAUGGGUCGGAGAAGAUAUUAUCACCUGAACUCGGUAGUCGUUUGGCUGCAGAGGAUUCAGGGUCUGAUGAUGGUGAAGAUGGAGAUGCUCUUCCCAGUGCCAAAAGGGUGAAGAGGGGUAGAGUAGUGCAGGAAUCUGACAAUGAAGAAGCAUAGGAAAAACUGAGGGGGGCUAAUAAUAUACGUCUUAUUCUUAUACAAGGAAUUCGAAAUAGUUGUAUACAAUGUACUUAGUGUUUGUAAUGAAGUGGAGAUAUGAAAGAAGUAGAAAGAAAAAAAUUGGUAUCCAAAUCCACAAAAUGUUAGCACCGGCCCGUGGAUAAGCUCGAACUGUCUAGAUUGGCGGUUGGAAAGCUUAAAAUUUAUUUGAAUAAACAAG
Messenger RNA from Corylus avellana, 4456 nucleotides. RefSeq names its product fanconi anemia group I-like protein. Gene Ontology annotation, molecular function: DNA polymerase binding. Lineage: Eukaryota; Viridiplantae; Streptophyta; Magnoliopsida; Fagales; Betulaceae. The record is from RefSeq and is a predicted model, not a curated record. Gene Ontology annotation, biological process: DNA repair.